AUGGACCCUUCGUUUUCAUCGUUGACGAGUCGUCGACUUUCGCCCACUCAAGGUCGAAGUCAACGUUCACGAAUACCAUCACCGUUUGUCAAUGUUAAACCAACACAGCAAGCAAUAGCACAACAAUCGCCUGAAGAAGAAGAGGAGGAAGAAACUCAGCCGAAUUCAUCACCAAAUCGUCGUCCAAACUUAAACGCGUAUGGUGUUCCAUCAAGGCAUUCAUCAAGGCAUAAUUCUUAUUCACAACCCGCAAAACAAAACGUUCCUAGUAAUUUAAAUGACAAAAUAAGAGUAUGUGUUCGUAAACGUCCACUCAGCAAGAAAGAGCUCACUAGGAACGAGAAAGACAUUGCUACCGUCAGUGGCCAAAGGACUGUUCUUAUAAACGAGCCAAAUGGCAAAACUUACACUAUGCUUGAUGACAAACAAGGACUUUACGUUCUGGCUGCUCGAGAUAUUUUUAACUUAUUACAACGGCCAGAAUAUAGCCAUUUGGCGUCAUAUAUAGGGUUCUACGAAAUUUAUCAAGGGCAAUUAUAUGAUCUGUUGAAUCAACGAAAAAAAUUGUUUGCCCGGGAAGAUGGAAAGAAAAAUGUCGUAAUCGCAGGACUUCAAGAAUAUUCCAUCGAUAAUGUAGAUAAUCUUAUGCAAGUAUUUGAUUACGGAAAUACACUUAGUUUUAUUGAUUUAGCUGGUAGUGAACGUGGUGCCGACAGAGGAGAUGCUGAUAAGCAAACAAGGGUUAAGGAGCUCAAAUCGGAACGGGAUCGUGCUGACCGCGUUGCUGCCGGCCUUGAUGAACUUUGUGGACUAACAGACGAACAACGACAAGAAUAUUAUAAUAAGGCGCAAGAGAAAAUGACCGCAGAAGGUGGUGACGAAGGUUAUGAAGUGUACGAAGGUUACGAUUACGAAGAAGAGGAGGAUCCGGUGUUUGGUGAUGAUGACUCUGAUAUUUUUGAUGAUGAAUUUCUAAGCGAUGAAGAGCAUGACAUACUUGGAGAAGAACUGCCUUCAGAUGGUCUUGAAGAUGAGGCAGAUUUCAUCGAUGAUGGCCGACACAUCGUUUCUAAUUCUGAGAUCUCGGGUUUAAAAAUCAAUGAAUCACCGGACUCUCUUAUUUCUCAUAUGAAACAAUCGUCCUCAUAUUCAACUUCUCCAGAUUUGAAUCCAUCAAUUCAUUUCCCGAGACCAUCUGAUAAUAAUUCAUCAACUUUUACAACUCAAGAAAUAGAUGAUUUUUUGAGGCGUCAUCGCUCAGCACUUAGAGAGGUCAGCGAUACGGGAAAACAAGAAACAAAACUUUUGGCUAAUUUCACGUUAAAAAUGAACUCUAAUAGUGAUAUGGACGGAUCACCAGAUAUUACCGUUAAUGCGUUUGAACAGUAUCUCGAUGAAUUAGAUGCACUUUUAGAAUCAAAAGAACAAGUCAUUUCUGAACUGAGACGCAAAAUCUCACAACUCUGGCGAAAAGCAUAA
Molecule: messenger RNA, 1479 nt
Organism: Racocetra fulgida
Lineage: Eukaryota; Fungi; Glomeromycota; Glomeromycetes; Diversisporales; Gigasporaceae
Source: the annotation of a GenBank genome assembly